Molecule: messenger RNA, 270 nt
Organism: Parathielavia appendiculata
Lineage: Eukaryota; Fungi; Ascomycota; Sordariomycetes; Sordariales; Chaetomiaceae
Exons: 1
Source: RefSeq, a predicted model, not a curated record
CUCCCGCGGCCAUUAACGGAGCCGCCAAUCGUCAGAACCGAUAUUUUCGCCAUCGGCUCUACCAUUUACGAAAUCGUGACGAGCAGACAGCCAUACGAGGACCUCUUGGACGAUGAGGUUGAGGCUCGUUACUCCCAGCAAAUCUUUCCUAGCGUGCAGGGAUUGCCGUGCGGGCAGAUGAUCAUGGAUUGCUGGCGCUGCGAGAUACAAACGGCCGAAGAGUUCAUGAUGCGGCUCAAGGCAGAGCUCGAAAGUGCCCAAAGCAACUGA